AUGGUUUGUACUGUUUGUCAAGAUAUGCUGCAAUCGCAGGUCGGCCGAGUCUGGAAAGGGACCUACGACUUAAGAUACAGCCUUCCCACCAGUAUCGAUAGUCUGCAAGAGCAGUCCCUUGGGCAGGCUUGUAACAUCUGCCGUGCCUUGUGUGAAGGACUGCAGCAACAAAAGCUUGUCAAAUCGAGUAAAGUCUCGCGCCGUCAAGACUCUUUCUCCGAGACGUCCCAACAAAUUCUCUCCGAGACAGUUACUGAGCCCAGUCUAGAGAUCGCAGCCUCGCUCUCUGUUCAAAAUGUGGAUUUCGUUAAAAACGAACAUCUCUACCGCCUUGAUGUUGUGCUGCAGGAACGGAAGCAGAAGCAGCACCUGAGUGAGGAGCAGAAACGAAAGCAGAAGCAGCACUUGGGCCGGGAACAGGAAAGAGCUCAGCAACAGAUCCGCGUGCAGCGUACCUUCCUACUCGAGAAUCCAAAAGCCAAAGAUUCUGCACUCCACCCACGCACCUCGCCUAGCACGUCCUCGAAGGAAGUCUUCGACACCGCUGUAAACUGGAUGAACAAAUGCAAAUGCGCCGCGGAUCAGCCGCAGAGCUUUUAUCCUGCUCGUCUUCUCAGUCUAGAGGACCUGAAAAUCGAUACUGACAAUAACUGGGAGACUAUCAGGGAGCCUUCCGGUGGUCCUGUCUGGGAAUCGCUCAAAGAACGGCCCGAUUUCCACGUCAAACUUGUUGAGACACAGUCAUGGUUCUACGGGGAGGGAGAAAAGAUAGGGCCAGGCUUUAGGGGUGGCAACACAAGAUAUGUCACCCUCUCCCACUGUUGGGGCCGUGCGGUCAAGCCCCAGCAUCAGUUGACGUCGGAGACUGAGCAGGGUCUUCGACAAGGAAUACCAAUAAGUCGUUUACCCAAGACGUUUCGCGACGCGAUCUACUUUGCAGCCCAGAUCGAAGAUGUUGGCUAUAUCUGGAUCGACUCCCUGUGCAUCAGACAAGGGGACAAAGAAGACUGGCUGCACCAGUCCGGAGAUAUGGAUCGAGUAUAUCGAGGCACCUAUCUCAACUUGUCUGCCACAGCCUCUUCAGACAGCGAAGGAGGGCUCUUCAAGUACCGAGAUCCCUCAUUGCUGAAAGAGGAAGAGGUUGAGCUGAACAUCGAAGGCGUCCCAGGUGCACACGCGGAAACGAGCUUCAUCUCACACUCCCAGGAUAAAUCCUCAAGACAGAGAGGAAAGGAUGCAAAGCAGAAUUACAUGCGCCCAUGUACUGUCCUUGAUGCAUCUUUCUGGACCGAUCGAGUCGACAAAGGACCCGUGAAUACGCGAGGAUGGGUACUUCAGGAAAGAGUACUAUCCCCGAGAGUAUUACACUUCUGCCGUGAUCAGAUAGCCUGGGAAUGCAGAGGUUCGAAAGGCUGUGCAGGAUUCGACUUUACCGAAGGACAACCGCAUGGAAUGUCCAACUUCAAGCUUACCAAUCGAGGCAUCGUUGAGGUUCCUAGACUCAAAGCUCUCAACAUCGACAACUAUCCCGUUAACGCAGAUCAUGCGCAGCCACAAGCCGGAGAUUCUGAUAAUGUUGUGCGGCUUACUGACCCUGCUCUCAAGGACUGGGCCCGUAUCAUAGAAACAUACUCCAAGACAUCAAUCACCAAGCUUGAGGACAGGCUCAUAGCAUUAUCUGGAAUGGCCAAGAUGAUGGCAGAGAAGAGUAUGGACCAGUACGUAGCUGGUCUGUGGCGCACAAAUCUGGCGAGCCAGCUUCUGUGGCGUGUCGAGCCUCACUUCGACUACUUGAGCAAGGACUUUUCGAACCCAGCGAAGUCACCCGAUGGUUACCGUGCACCUUCGUUUUCUUGGGCUGCCAUUGAAGUUGAUGGUCAUGGCGUCAUGUAUACCGACAGGACGUAUCGUCGACUUUUCAUCACGAUAGACGAUGUGAAAGUUGAGCCACAUGACAAGAACAACAAGUUUGGCCUUGUUGAUGAGGCAAAGAUCAGACUCUAUUGCAAACUGCGCGAAGCCAAGAUCAGGUCUGUGGGGACUAAUGGUCGCUACGAAUGGCAGUUGGUCGGUCGCGGUCGCGACAAGGCACUGAACAGGGAGCUGCACACGAACAUUUACCUGGACUGCCCUUUGCGUGACAAAGACUGUAUCUCGACCUCUGGCAAGACAGUCUAUGUAGUGCCUGCCGCUAUUGAUCAGACCGGCGACAUGAUCUGUCUUAUCUUGCGGCUGCAGGACAAAGAGACCGGAGUAUUCACAAGAAUGGGCAUCACGAAGCUGAGUCCGUUUUGGGACAAGUUGGCCAUGGAUGAGACCGAAGAUACACGGCAUAGAAUUCUGGAGGUUUACCCUGGUGAUAUCGAUUUGCCACAUGAUGGUGUAUAUGAUGAAGACGAAGGGAGACACAGGAUAUGUCUUAUUUGA
Ascochyta rabiei is the source of this 2427-nucleotide messenger RNA. RefSeq lists its product as uncharacterized. The transcript is spliced from 2 exons. Lineage: Eukaryota; Fungi; Ascomycota; Dothideomycetes; Pleosporales; Didymellaceae. The record is from RefSeq and is a predicted model, not a curated record. Bases 1 to 2427 code for a protein of 808 amino acids.